This is a messenger RNA of Hypoxylon trugodes, 816 nucleotides long. RefSeq lists its product as uncharacterized. The record is from RefSeq and is a predicted model, not a curated record. Lineage: Eukaryota; Fungi; Ascomycota; Sordariomycetes; Xylariales; Hypoxylaceae. Bases 129 to 680 code for a protein of 183 amino acids. The transcript has 4 exons.
CACACAUUUCACAUCAAAUAGGAGCAAUAGUUAAGAACGUCGCAACAUCUCAGAGGAUAAACCCGACCUCAACUCGUCAACCCGUCUCCCCUAUUGAACAGUAUAAACUGCACCAAAGUGAAUACACAAUGAAGUGGCUCGCCAACCUUCUUCCCGUCGGCCUCCUUGCCGCUUUAGCUUCGGCUGCCCCAAUUGUGGAGCGACAGCUUGACCUUUACCAACUCCAGAUCUCUUGCCCGGGCAACAAAAAUGUCGACGGUCGAUUCCUCGCGCUACAGAACAACACUUUGGGUGUCUUUGACGGAGACAACGUUGCUCCUGUCCAAGUGUACCCCGUAGACAGCGAGAAGGAAGGCUGCAAUGAGCUACACACAUACCCAGUGGGCAUCGUCGACCAUUCCAUCGCGCUCCUUGGCCCACCUGGGCUGUUGACUCUUGUUGAUAUGAUGAAUCCUCGCACGAUACAGCCAGGAGAUGGAACCAUCGCCCAAUGGGAUACAUUCCGCAUUGCUGAUGGGAAGCUUGCUAAUGACGCCGAUGGUCAAUGGCUUGCCUUCCCAGACGGUCGCGGCAGCUGGAAGGUGAAAUGGUCCGAUGGCUCGGCUGUGAUCACCGCCGACUUCAUGAUUGUUGAUGUUCUAUACAAGAGUGUCGGCGAGGGCCGAUACAAUGGAAUCUAAGCUUAUUGCAUUCGGCGUUUAGGAGAUGGGGGAUAAAAUAAGUAUGAUACCUAAGUAAUUAACAAUGGUGGAAGGCCGCGGGAGAUAUCGUUUGUUAAUACCGCACUCUCUUAUUGCUACAUAGCCUGCUUGAACU